Molecule: messenger RNA, 600 nt
Organism: Melanaphis sacchari
Lineage: Eukaryota; Metazoa; Arthropoda; Insecta; Hemiptera; Aphididae
Product: protein ALP1-like
Exons: 1
Coding region: 1-600 (199 amino acids)
Source: RefSeq, a predicted model, not a curated record
AUGGCAAUAGUUGACUCGGAUUAUAAAUUUAUUUACGUAGAUAUAGGAGCGUAUGGUAAAGACUGUGAUUCUGCAGUAUUCAAAGAAACUGUGUUUUGGAAAUUACUCGAGACAAACAAGUUGGAUAUACCACAUGCUGAAACAGUUAUCACAAAUUACAAUCUACCAUAUGUUCUAGUAGGUGACGAGGCGUUUGCUUUGUCUACAAAUUUACUAAGACCUUAUGGAGGCAAAAACCUAUGCAUAAAAAAACGUGUGUUCAACUAUCGUCUCACUAGAGCAAGAAGAUAUGUGGAAUGUGCAUUCGGUAUUUUGGCGAAUAAAUGGCGAGUAUUGCACAGACCAUUAAAUGUUUCCAAGGAAUUUGCUAAAGAUAUCGUAAAAGCAUGUGUUAUACUGCACAACGUUGUACGAGAAAGAGAUGGAUUUCGUUCUGAAGGAGAACAAAUCAUUCAUAGAGGAUCUCAUGGACUAAAUAAUUUGGAACGUAUACCAAUACAUGGUAGAGGAGGGACAAAUGCAAAUUAUAUACGAGACAGUUUCGCAAAUUAUUUUAUAAGCCCAGCUGGAGAAUUGCCUUGGCAAUUAAAUAAAAUCUAA